Haplochromis burtoni (Burton's mouthbrooder) is the source of this 664-nucleotide messenger RNA. RefSeq lists its product as uncharacterized. Gene Ontology annotation, cellular component: protein-containing complex. Gene Ontology annotation, molecular function: caspase binding; cysteine-type endopeptidase activity. The record is from RefSeq and is a predicted model, not a curated record. NCBI's taxonomy places the organism in Eukaryota, Metazoa, Chordata, Actinopteri, Cichliformes, Cichlidae. Gene Ontology annotation, biological process: proteolysis.
GGCAGCGAUGGCGAUGAGCACCGACAACAUGACCAGAAACAUCCAGGCUACAAAUGUCCCCCGACGGACAAAGCGUGUCGCCCUGCUGAUCAACAACAUGCAUUUUUACAACCCGGCAUUAACCAGACACGGGGCUGACAAAGAUGAGCAGGCCGUGGUCAACCUGCUCCACACUCUGGGAUACGAGGUGGAUAGACAUCGGAACCUACCUGCACAGAAAAUGGACGAAGUUCUGAAAAGGUUUAGCAGACGUCCGACACUGCCCCUCACAGACAGCGUGUUUGUUGUUGUCAUGUCCCACGGAGGCAUGGGAACUAUCUGUGGAACGGGCAAUCACAGGAUGGAAAUUGACCGAAUUUAUGAGCGCUUAAACUCUAGAAACUGUCCCGCGCUGAAGGACAAACCGAAGAUCGUCAUCAUUCAGGCGUCCAGAGGAGUGCUCGUACCUGGAAGACCGCCUGUGCCCACAGAUAACAUGAGAGCUCGAUCAGUAAAUGAAGCUGCUCGGCUGCACACAGAAAAGGAUUUCAUCACUCUUCAUUGCAGCGCGCCUCACAUAGCUGCAUACAAACACCCGGCGUACGGCUCCUUCUUCAUCCAAAGUAUCGCUGAGGUGUUCAGCAGUCGGUGCGUCCAGGAUCCCAUCGAUGAACUCUUCAAAAAA